Molecule: messenger RNA, 456 nt
Organism: Pseudomassariella vexata
Lineage: Eukaryota; Fungi; Ascomycota; Sordariomycetes; Amphisphaeriales; Pseudomassariaceae
Exons: 2
Coding region: 13-402 (129 amino acids)
Source: RefSeq, a predicted model, not a curated record
GCAAGCGCUAAGAUGGCGAGCGAAGUUACUGAUAUCCGACGGACUGCCUUUAUUAUAGCAGUCAACCCUGCGUUACAAGUGCUAUGCGAUAGCUACAGUCUCGAUCGGGAAGGGGACCGUAGGUUCCUAGGCGCCGAGGAUCGUGAAGUAGUCCACGAGGGGGGGUUCGUGGCGGCGAGGCGGCUAGCGAAUCGACUACUUGAAGGCUCGCCAACGCGCUUCUUUCAGCUAUUUCGGAUGAAUAAGGACACUUUCUGGAAGCUAUUAGAAUGGCUUGAAACGUACACAGCGUUCAAGGGGACCUACUAUCAAUCGGUGGCGCAGAAGUUGAUGAUCUUCCUCUGGAUUGUCAGGUUACGGCCUGGACCGAAGGCGAUAGUACAGAGUGAAGGGGAGAAAUAGGCGUGUCCCCCUGGUGGUCACUUGGUGAUGGCAGGUAGGGGUGUCCACAGUAGU